AUGUGUAUGGUUAUAUUUGCUCCGAUUUUUGCCAUCUGCGCUUUUGCAACAUGUGGAGGAUACUAUGGUCACCUCCAGGUUAAAGUGGACUGUGCAGACAGGUGGCAGAGCAACCGCAGCAUCGACAUUGAUUUUGGCUAUCCUUUCAGAUUACAGGAAGUGCAUUUCAAGGCUCCGCUGUGUGAGGGAAAGAGGGAAGAGGUUAUUUUCCUGGAUGGUGACUUCUCCUCAGCUGCUCAGUUUUUCGUGACCGUGGGUGUUUUUGCUUUCCUGUACUCUCUGCUGGCAACCAUCGUCUAUGUCUUCUACCAGAACAAGUACCUGCAGAACAACAGAGGCCCGCUUCUGGAUUUUGUUGUUACAAUCCUCUUCUCCUUCAUGUGGCUGGUCAGCAGUUGCUGUUGGGUCAAAUCUCUUUCUGAUAUCAAGACGGCCACAAACCCAACACAAGUGCUUCUGCUCAUCGCAGCCUGCAGAGCUCAGGAGAACAGAUGUACGGCCACCCAGGAGCCUCUCUGGUCACGACUCAAUACAUCUGCGGUUUUUGGUUUCGUAAACGUCGUAGUCUGGGUUGGAAACAUUUGGUUCGUCUUCAAAGAGACAGGCUGGUACAAGACGGGUCAGAGAUAUCCGACCAGGAGUGCUUCUGGGAAACGCACCAGUGAAAUGCGACAGCGGCUAUACAGCGAGAGCAGCUUCGAGCAGCCGGAGGAGGGUUUCGGUCCACGGCCCUCCAGACAAGACAGUUUCAAUCUGCAGGUCAACAGACCAGGUAGCUUUAACCAGUCACAAGUAAGCCUGAGCUUACCGCACGCAUAUCUCGGCAAACCGGUAGUUCCUCAAGGCCCGAUGAUAUUUGUCAACGAGAUGUGAUUUUGCGUUUGGUAUAGUGCUGUACAUGGUGAACGAGAUGGGAACAUGAUUGUUAACUUAAGAUCAAAUGAAAACACUGGUAGCAUCUCUUUGGCAUAUGGUGUUGAUAACGCACUGUGUGCGUGUGUUUGGCCUGUAGGCAUUUUCAGUAUGUAAACAUGAUAUAUAUCAGCGUCUUCAGUGAAGUGUCAUGGCGCUCAUAGUGAAACAGGUUAUUCGAUAUGACUGUCAGUUUUUGAGCUGAGAGAGUAUAUUCGAUGAUAAGUGAUGAUUAUCUCCAUUCUAAUGGAAUAACCUCCCUGUGGACAUCAGACAGUCUUAUUCUGUCUCUCCCCUCCUACCCCAUUCAAAAUAAAAGCCCCAUAUGGUGACUAUGUCUUAACAGGAAGCUCAGGAUGUGGCUUGUUUUUCAAAAUAAAAGCCCCCAACACUCACUGUAUGUUAACAGGAAACUAGAGAUUUUCAAAAUUAAAGCCCCAGAAGGUAACUGUAUCUCAUCAGGGAACUCAGGAGUUUGUUUUUUUUCAAAAUAAAAGGCCCAUAGAGCAACUGCAUUUUAACAGGAAGCUCGGGAUGUGGGAUGUGCAGGUAAACUGUCAAAAUUAUCAUUAUUAUGGCUGUCAGAGUUAAAGCGACAACGCGUAAGCGCAAAUUCUUUUUAAAUCCACUAAUUUCUUUAAUGCAUUAACAUAACUUGGGAUUUAUAGGUUGUUGCGGGCUCAGUGUUAAAGCUAGAGUGAAGAUACAUACUGGUAUCAUAUGAAACUAAAGAA
Molecule: messenger RNA, 1646 nt
Organism: Sebastes umbrosus (honeycomb rockfish)
Lineage: Eukaryota; Metazoa; Chordata; Actinopteri; Perciformes; Sebastidae
Product: synaptoporin
Exons: 5
Coding region: 1-873 (290 amino acids)
Cellular component (GO): synaptic vesicle membrane; synaptic vesicle
Source: RefSeq, a predicted model, not a curated record